This is a messenger RNA of Saccostrea cuccullata (small rock oyster), 1372 nucleotides long. Its product is annotated as beta-1,3-galactosyltransferase 5-like. The record is from RefSeq and is a predicted model, not a curated record. Gene Ontology annotation, molecular function: hexosyltransferase activity. NCBI's taxonomy places the organism in Eukaryota, Metazoa, Mollusca, Bivalvia, Ostreida, Ostreidae. Gene Ontology annotation, cellular component: Golgi membrane. The transcript is spliced from 2 exons. Bases 145 to 1125 code for a protein of 326 amino acids.
UUCGCUGGAGUAAAAAAAAAUGUAAUCACAAAUAGUCGAGUAUGGUCCAAAUGGUGAAUACAGAACUAUGAAACUGUAAAAUCGAAGGAAUGCAGACAAUAGUAACAACGUAGUGCUAGAGGAUUACGCAUCGUCACAGAAGAUAUGUUCAACAGACAUCGUAAAUGUUAUUUACUGUUACUGACGACAAACACUCUCAUUUUCGUCACAUUACUUUUAUAUUCUUCAUUCUAUUCUCAGCGACAAAAUUUGAUAGAAGCUCUCUCCAUCUCAGUUUUAAACGCAAAGGAUGAAACAGUUUCCAAACUUUUUUCGUCUUACCAAGAGACGAUGCAAGUUAUUCCAGAAAAGUGUGAAAAAGAAGUAGAAUUACUCAUACUGGUUCCGAGUUCAGCGUGGAAUUUUGAGCACAGGGAUGCAAUAAGGACAACAUGGGGACAUAUCAACAGUACUGAUGCCAAGACGAGGCUGGUGUUUCUGACGGGGAAGGUUCAUAAUAUCACAAUUCAAAGAAAGCUGAAGAAAGAAAGAAAACUUCAUAAAGAUUUGGUGCAAGAGAACUUCCAGGAAUCUUAUGACAAUUUAACCAACAAGUCUGUGGCAUUGAUAAAAUGGGCAAAUUUAAAUUGUCCAGUUGUCAAAUAUGUCUUAAAAGCAGACGAUGAUAUGUUCAUAAAUAUUCAAAAUUUAGUCAAAUUGUUACGGAGAAUGGAACCCAAAAAUUCCAUACUUGGAGUAAAAAAUUCGCAUUCCGUGCCAUUUCGAGACCCAGGAUCAAAAUGGUAUGUUUCAAAGAAACAAUAUCCGAAAGACAAGUAUCCACCUUAUAUUAGUGGGACGGCAUACGUCAUCACAGGUGAUAUCAUAACAACCUUAUUUAACGCAACAAAGUACCUACCGUCAUUAUUUAUAGAAGAUGUUUAUAUCACUGGGAUUUGUAGAGAAGCAAUAGGUGCUAAGGCUGUUCACAUAGCUGGCUUUGAUUCAGGAAGGAGUAGUGUCAAAAUCGACGGGACAAACUUUAGGGAUAGGAUAACCGGACAUCAUUUUUCUCCACAAGAUGUAAAACAGAUGUGGAUUGAACUCAAUGAGGCUUCAUCUGUACCGUCCAGAAAUAAUCGGUGAAUUUUAUGUUAACCUUGAACUUCAAUAUUCAGAGGGAGGAAAAAUAUGGUGAAAACGACGUUUUUUUCUUGGAGUUUUAAAUGUUUGUUUCAGUAAAACUACAAGUGAAUGAUUUGGUUGUAAACAUAAAAAAUGAAAAAAGUAGGCAUUUUUAAAGAUAACAACAUGGGCUAACGGUGCAUUUAUUGUAAAAUUUGCUGAUCUUCUUUAAAUUAUCAAGUUUAAAAUAUAGAUUUUGUCAGUUUAA